Messenger RNA from Monopterus albus (swamp eel), 4566 nucleotides. RefSeq lists its product as uncharacterized. The record is from RefSeq and is a predicted model, not a curated record. NCBI's taxonomy places the organism in Eukaryota, Metazoa, Chordata, Actinopteri, Synbranchiformes, Synbranchidae.
AUGCUAAGGACAUACAGAUGCAAGAGUUUCAGUUGUCUGUGGUGGUUAUCUGCUCCUGUGCUGCUAACUGUGGCUUAUGGAAGCAACAUCAGUCACCAUAAUCAGGAGAGGCUGCCUUGCCAGCCAGGUUUUUACUGCCCAGUGGGGAGCUUAACUCCAGUUCCAUGUCCUAAGGGAACCUAUGGACCUUCUGCUGAUGCCAAGUCCAUUGACAGCUGUUUGAAGUGUCCUCCUCACCACUACUGUCCAGCACCAGGUUGUCUGCCUCUCUGCCCUUGGCCCCAGCCACUGUCUGGCCAGGACACUUGCAUCUGUCCAAGAAAAGGGCAGAGGUUUCAGGCCAGCAACGGGCGGUGCCACUGCACCAUCGGCUACCAACCUACCAACGGCGGAGGUGUGUGUGUACACAAACUGUACGAUGUUUGCAGAGAUGGAAAAACACGUACACAGUACGGAGACUGCCGUGACAGAUAUCAGUGGUCGGUUCACUGCAAGCAGCAGGUGUGUCAAUCUGCAGAGAACUAUCAGGGUUAUGAUGGAGAGCUGGGUCUGUGUGUGUGCAAAGAGCCUCCUGGAAGAGCCUCAUGUGGAGGCCUGUGCAGGAACAAGCCAGCUACUGAGCUGAGGCUCCAGUGCCAGUCCAGUGGAGAAAUAAAACUGGCGUGGAGCUUUGACAGUCAGUAUGUGCGAGUGAUGCCUUCAGGGGGCCAGUGUUAUGAGCCUGGCCCUUUCUUCCCCACAAUCCCUCGUCAUGUGACCAGGGUGGGAAUUCGAAGGAGACACAACCUGUUACUGAGGCCAGAUUGGCUGGUGACCGGUGGAGUGCUGUUUGGAGCUGUGGUCAUCCUCUGUAUAUGUGUUACACUGCUGAUCUUGUUUCGUGAGUAUGGAUGGCCAGAGAAGAGGCUGGUCAGGGCACGGUACCGCUUGUUGCAGCUGGCCUAUCACAUGGACGACUACUCAUCUAAAGGUUCAAAGGUGAUCUCACUCAGGAAGACUCACCGAAACCAGCAGGCCAGAAUGACGCAGGACUCUGUCCAACCAGGAGUCUGUGCAGACACCUUGGAGGAGUUCUGGGAUUAUGAACAUCAGGUGGAUCUGGAGGCAUUCAGCAGCAGCACCUUCUACAGCCUCCUGCUCAAACAGAGUCUGUCUGUCACCAAACGACUGGGGCAACUCUCCACUGAGGUAAAGGAGCUAUACCAGGGAGUGCUUGGGAAACUGCAGCUCCUCCGUCCAUGUGUGCUCACUGAGGAGAAGAUGGGGGAGGGUUAUGAGGGGAUGAAGAGGGAGGUGGAGAAGGAGGUGGUGCGACGAAAGGCUUUGGCCUCGCAGCUGAGGACUCUGCUCGAUCAUCAGCUACAGGUCCUGAGGCAGGAGCAGCAGGCCCAGCAGAGGGUCCAAAGCGUGUUCACAACUCAUCUCACAGAAUGCACCAGAUUACUGUCCAAGGUUUAUGGCAACAACCCACCACCCUGUGAAUCACACCAGCAAAAUUUGAUCCAGAGACUAACAUCCCUGGUGGAAGAGAUGGCAGAGCUGGUAUCUGAGGAGUGCCAGCGUCAGGGGGCCUGGGGCUUACUGGGUGAGGAUACAGGGGCCAAGCUGCUGUGCCCUGACACUGGAAAUGUGCUUACCAAGGACCGCAUCUUUGGUCCUGAUGGGUCCUUGCGUGUCUGUCAGGCACUUCGUUGUGAUUCAGUCACAGGCCUCAUAAGGAUAAAUGCUCACAGCCAUAUGCAGUUGACCAGCAGCCACACAGUGGCAGUGCCACCUGAUUACUUCCUCCAUCCACAAACAGGCCGAGUUUUGCCCAUUGCUGGCAAUGUGGCCUACGAUCCCGUAGGCUCUACUUUAGUAUUCACAAACGACACAUGUGCAGGUGACAAUAGGAGGAAGUGGGACAGUCCCCUCCUUCCUUUCAUUCCUUACCCAACCUCCUGCCAGUCAGACCAGCCUCUGUCCGGCACUCGACUCCGAGGCCUCAGACCGGGUCAGAGACUGCAGUUAGGAGCUCCCAUGGCAGACCCACAUACGGGAGUCCCAGUACCCAUUCUGGCUGUAACCAUUCACCCCGAGACCGGACUAGUUUACCCACUGGGAGGGGUGCACAUCUGCCCUCUCACCCGCCUCCCACAGCCCAUACAGAUUGGGUAUCCCAUGUUGGAUCCCAGGACAGGGAACAUUGUGCUCACUGUUGGGGUCAGUUUAGAUCCAGUAACAGGGGCUGUGCUGCCAGUAGGUGGAGCUCUGCUGGCAGAGUCCUUCAUCGAACCUCUGAGUGGCCGAAUGAUGAGAGUGGGAGGGGCCAGCAUCCGGGCUGCACAGCUGGCGCUUAAUGCAGGAGGAUACCAAACUUUGCUAAACAACCAGGUUCUUGCAUCUAUGUUCAAAGUACUGGAACUCCUUAAGCCGCUAAACAAAGAGUGGGGUUCAGAUCCGGCUUUACAGCAGCUGCAGCCCUGUCCAGCCGGUGAGAGAGGGAGUGGUCGACAAGAUGAUCUUCUUGCUGCAGCCAAGGAGCUGGAGCAGUCGUGGGGGCGGAGCCUACACUGCCAGCUGCAGCUACAGACCAGGUUGGAGAUCCUGAUGGACUGGGCUGAGGGUCUCCAAGAGGAUGGGGGGACUCUGGGAGAGAUGCAUCUCCCCGGCUCGGAUAUGUGUGUGCCGGCUCUGCUGGGCAUAGAGUACCCUGAUCCCAUGGGAUCUGGUCUGAGUGUACCUGUGCUGGGGUGUCAGCCUGACCUUAUCUCUGGGGUUACAGUGCCAUUAGCAGGGACCAUGGAGGACCCCGAUGGAAAUGGGCUGGUGGCGAUCCGUUAUGGCUCCCAGACCGUUGACCCAGUGACAGGGGUGCUGGCCCCUGUGGUCGGAGCCAGGCUGGAUGUGUCCAGAAAAAACAUUGUACCUGUUACAGCUUCCUACUGGCUAGCAGUGGUGGAUCAAACUGACAGUGUGCAGGUAGAGGCACUGCAGAGAGAAGUGUGUGUGCGAAACACUUACUGGCAGCAGCAGAGACAGCGGGAAGAAGAUAUUCUCUCUGAUUUGGACUCAACUCUGUUCCAGUGUCUCUUCAGGGUCACAAAAGCGAAUUCUUCUCAGGACCAGUGGUCAGGAAGGCAGCUGAGGGAAGCAGCCGUGGAGCUGCAGGAUUCAGCGCAGGCUGAGGCCCAGAGGAGAGCAGGCCAGCACUCCCACUUGGCUCUGAUCCUUUCUCCACAUGUUUUAGACAUCCUGACACUGGGUGAUGAGGAGGAGUGGGACCGGCAGUGUGCUUGGCACUCAGAACUCAUGUCAGGCCUUGAUAAGGCAGAUUUGUGGAUAGAGCAGUGGCAACAAGACCAAGAAAAAUGGACAACACAGGGAGGAGACUGGGCUACAGCUUUGCAUGCUGUGGACAGAGAGCUGAGAGUGAGAGAGCUGUGGGAGCAGUGUUGUUCCACACAGACAGAGUUGGAGGCUGCUCUCAGUGUGCUGUGCUUCGCCAGACACCUUUCUCAGCUUCGCGCAGACACUUCUCAGGCAGUACUGUGUGGGAACUUUUGGUACAAGGAGUAUGGUCUGAUCCAGUGCAGUGGGUGCAUACUGACUACAAAGGUCACGGGUUUGCUCCAACAGAAGGCUUUGCCUCUGCUGGAGAGACUGAAACAGCUCCUGGAAGACAAGCAACCUGCCAGCUUCAUUUCCAGUGCCUGCAAUCAGAACAUCUCUGAAAUCCAGCUAAUGAAAGAGAAUCAUCCUACACAUAUCACUGUCCCCGUCAUUCCAGAAGAGGCCUGGGCCAAGCUGCUGGAGCUGUCUCCUCUGUUUCAGCUAUUGAAGGUGGUGGAGCGACAGCUGAAGGGCUGGGCCUGUGGGACAGGGCUUCUGAGAGGAGAGCAUGCUGACAGAGGGAAGAGUUUUGCAGAUGUCCUCGAUGCUCAGUGGGAAUGUGAGGGAGAACUUGUGCCUUUGGACCCUUCAGUCCUUAACCCAAGAGAGUUCCUGGUCUACCAGCAUGGACUAUUCCUCAUGCACAUGUUACAUAAUCUAAAACUGACUCCAGCCGUUUCACUUCAGAUAGCUGCUAGUCUCCCAGAAAACAACUACUUCCACAAUGCCUUCAGAAAUUCAUUCUUUUAUCAGGAGGCAGAGGAGACUCUCUUUGUCCGUCGCCAGAGGCUGCAGUCAGUAGGAGGCUUCUCGCUGCUGCUGCUCCACUGUCUCGCCCAUGUCAAAAUUAAAGACAUGAGCUCUGACUCUAGUCCUGCAUUCCAGAGACUUUUCUUCAAGGUACUGCAGGCAUGUCUGGGAGAGUUGUUUCAGGCCAGACUCAGCAUGCCCUCCUCUGGACAGGAAGCCAAUUUGUGUGAGUGGUUUCAAUACCAAGGGCCUCCUUCAGGAGACCUAAAGGAGACUCUGUCAGAUGCUCGUGCUGCCUCCCUCCUUUACAGAAUUCACAAACCAAGUAGAGGAUUGUUGUCUGAAGAUGAAGUUGAAGAACUUCAGAGGAAGCACCAAGAAACAUCUCUGUUCUCCCAUCUUGAAGAACUUUUGAUAGAGAAGAGCUCUGAAGCCACAAAGUAG